Molecule: messenger RNA, 1185 nt
Organism: Cladophialophora psammophila CBS 110553
Lineage: Eukaryota; Fungi; Ascomycota; Eurotiomycetes; Chaetothyriales; Herpotrichiellaceae
Exons: 2
Coding region: 1-1185 (394 amino acids)
Source: RefSeq, a predicted model, not a curated record
AUGCGUCGGUCCCUCACUCUUUUCCUCGGCCUCGCUGCCCUGGGAUUUGCUCAGGACAGUGGUACUCCCACGACUGCGACUGAUUCAUCGACGGCUACCCCCACUGAUUCUGCCACUUCUGCGCCCGCUCCCACAUCUUCGAGUACUAGUUACGGCGCAGAGUCUAGCAACUCGACAACUGCUACAAGCACGACACAAGGGCCCAUAACACACACGGUUGCGGUGGCUUUGGCAGGCUUUACAUUCGCCCCCGACGUGACUCUGGCCAAAGUAGGCGAUACAAUUCUGUUUCAAUUCUACCCUAACAACCACUCCGUCAUUCGCGCAGAAUACGGAUAUCCUUGCGUUCCCUACGAAGACACUGGCGUCGACAAGGUUGGAUUCUUCUCAGGCUUUUAUCCCGUCGAGGCAGUAUUGCCCGACCCACCUCAAUGGUCGAUCCUGGUCAAUGAUACCAACCCAAUCUUUUAUUAUUGCGGAGCGGCGGGAUCGUGUAUCGACCAUCAGAUGGUUGGCGUCAUAAAUCCCAAUGCCACGACGUCCCUACAACACCAAAAAGACCUCGCAGCAGAAUCACAGUUCAUGUUACUGCCGGGGCAACCUUGGCCCAACGAGAGCGAGAAUCCACUCGCCACGUCGUCCCCAACCACCAGUGCAACGUCGACUGCUUCGGCGACCAACUCUCCGUCAACCGGGGCUGCUGAUAAGUCUUCCUCUGGUUCGAGCCUCUCCGGCGGCGCGAUCGCUGGAAUUGCAAUCGGAGCCUCCGCCGUGGCUCUCGCCGCCGCCGUCGCACUCUAUCUCUGUGGUCGCCAAUCCCGCGCCCGCGAGUCUAGCAUAAAACAUAUCGACGACCGCCCCAACACAGGCCACGCGACCCAAGUUUCCUACAAUCCGCACGCGCCGCAUGGCCACAUGUCCUACAUAACAGACCCAACCAAGCAUAUGUCUAUGCAUAGCAGCGUCGUGGGCAUGGCACCUUCUCCAGCGUUGCCUGGAUACGUACCUUCACAUGAUCCCACUAUGUCGCCCCCUCUACAUCCCGCGUAUCCAGCGCCUAUCAGCGACUCGCUCAGCCCCGAGUCAAUUGCGCCAGGGAGCGACGUCGCUGCACCACACAGCCCGAGCCCGAGUCAGAUGUACUCGGUCCCGGCGUAUAGCAUUGGUGUCCCACAGAGCAUGUAA